AUGGAAUCUAAGCUGAUAGCCUUGGACAAAUGUUGUGAAGAGGCUGAAUGGCUACGCCAUUUUCUAGAAGAUAUUCCUAAUUGGGAAAGACCUGUACCUCCAAUUUGUGUGCAUUGUGAUAGUCAAGCCACACUUGGACGAGUACGGAGUCAUAUGUAUAAUGGUUGCAGUGAUGACACUAGUGUGGAGAGUUCUGAGGUAGGUGAAGUGACAAUUGUGGAGGAUAAUUCAAGCAAGAAGGAAGGUAGAGGAAGGCGUCCUGUUCCAUCAACGUUAAGCAGGGAGGUUAUUUCCAGCUAUUUCCACAUGCCAGUUUGUCAAGCUGCGGAGGAGUUAGGGAUAGGGGAAACGACGCUCAAGGAAAGGUGUAGGAAAGUGGGAAUCCCUCGGUGGCCCCAUCGAAAAUUAAAGAGCUUGGAAGCCCUAAUGAAAAAUGUGCAGGAUUUUGAAGAAAAUCCGAAGGAUGCUUUGACAAGGGCGACUAUAGGGGUUUUGAAAAAUAGGCAUAAGCUACUGUCUGACAUGCCGGGUUCGAACUUAGAUCCCGAGACCCUGUGUUUGAGGAAUGCCUACUUCAAGUUAAAUUACUUGAAGAGAAAGCUUAGAAGAGCGAUGAUAUCCUCAUCUCCUUCUGUAAGCUCCCCUUGGACUCCCAUUUCUACCGCAUGUAUUGGUACGGAGGGCGACGAGGAGGAUAUGGAUAUCCCCCUGAAAGAACUUUUGAGAAGGUCGAAGGCGAGCCCCCCCUCCUUCGUGAAUGUUGUGACCCCGGUGAUGAUUGAAGGUGUACCCCCCAAUGGAUAA
Molecule: messenger RNA, 804 nt
Organism: Ipomoea triloba (trilobed morning glory)
Lineage: Eukaryota; Viridiplantae; Streptophyta; Magnoliopsida; Solanales; Convolvulaceae
Product: protein RKD1-like
Exons: 3
Coding region: 1-804 (267 amino acids)
Molecular function (GO): DNA-binding transcription factor activity
Source: RefSeq, a predicted model, not a curated record